Messenger RNA from Magallana angulata, 1268 nucleotides. Its product is annotated as ras-related protein R-Ras2-like. Gene Ontology annotation, biological process: signal transduction. Gene Ontology annotation, cellular component: plasma membrane. Lineage: Eukaryota; Metazoa; Mollusca; Bivalvia; Ostreida; Ostreidae. Bases 43 to 630 code for a protein of 195 amino acids. Gene Ontology annotation, molecular function: GTP binding; GTPase activity; GDP binding. The transcript is spliced from 6 exons. The record is from RefSeq and is a predicted model, not a curated record.
UCCGCCAUUUUGCAUUUUGACAUGUAAACAUUCACAGUAAAUAUGUCUAGGGAUUCGAAUAAUUACAGUCAAAGCUACAGGCUUGUUGUCGUCGGUGGUGGCGGCGUAGGAAAAAGUGCACUCACAAUCCAAUUUAUACAGUCAUAUUUUGUAACAGACUAUGAUCCAACAAUAGAAGAUUCCUAUACCAAACAGUGCGUCAUAGAUGAAGUAGUUGCAAGACUAGACAUUUUAGACACAGCCGGACAAGAAGAGUUCUGCGCCAUGAGGGAGCAAUAUAUGAGAUCAGGGGAGGGGUUCCUACUGGUGUACUCUGUUACAGACAGGGCAAGUUUCAACGAAGCCUACAAAUUCCACAAACAGAUUCUCCGUGUAAAAGACCGGGAGGAGUUCCCCAUGAUACUGGUGGCGAAUAAAGCGGACCUGGAACACUCGAGGAUGGUUACAAGAGAGGAGGGACAAGAACUCUCAGCUCAGUUGAAGAUAAGUUAUAUUGAAGCAAGUGCCAAAGUCAGGAUGAAUGUAGACAAAGCUUUCUAUGAUCUGGUUAGAAUUAUUAGGCGGUUUCAAGCUAAUGAAAGUCCACCAGUCAAAGCGCCUAAACGAAGUAAAAAAUGCACAAUUUUAUGAUCGAAAAUGUUUUAUUUCCUAUAUUAUUUAUCUGGAUAUAUUAUCUGACUCUAUACACAAAAGAAGCAAAGCUUUGAUGUGUAGUACACAUGUGCUGUCAGCCUCAGUUUGGUGAUGACAAUCCAGUUCCUGGUCAUCUGUGUGUUUGAAAGCUGCAUUCUCCUCAAUGUUGUUGGUUUAGCUUCAAGCAAGAGUUUACUUAACUCUGACAAUUAGUGCAACAUAAUGCUGUUAUUGUUUUGCUGUAAAUGUCAUUAUAAUUCAUGUCUGUAUUAUAUGAGAUGAAAAUGUUUUCAUUUUUUUAAAAACUCUCCAUCUCCAUAGAUGAUAUUUGAAAGAACAAAAUAGAUAUUUACCGGUAUAUUGAGAUGAUAAAAAAUUAUAUCUGAGAAUUAAAUGCUUUUUACAGUGUAUCUGAUGUAAAAAAGGCCUACCUCUGAAAGUAGUACCUCAAUGUGAAAUGAAUACUGCAUUAUAUAUAAAGGUUUCUUAUGGCAUAAGUUUUUAUUUGAUAAUCAGUCAAAAUGUACACAAUAAAUUAAAAAUGUUACCCAACCCAGUUGCAUACUUACCAGCAAUAUACUGUUGCUGUCAAUGAAAAUUUGAUAAAUAUAGUUCACUAAAUGAUUUCUGUUUAU